UUUAUAGUUUAUAGCAAAGACUUUUACUUUAAAGUAAAAAUUCAGUUUAUCUGAAAAUUUUUUAAUAAAUCUUUAAAAUGGUGUUUAAAUGCUGUGUACCCGGCUGCAAAAAUUACCAAAAAGAUGCUCAAAUGCAUAUUUUUCCGAAAAAUCAAGAGUUGUUACAGAAUCUUGGGAAGGUUGACCGGACGGCUGACGAAAUAUUCGACGAACACUUACAGAAUUUCACAAGACAACAAAAUGCUGCCAAUAGACUACAAAAAGAAUUUAGUAAUUACAUUAGGUGUAUAAGAGCGUGCCAAGCGGCAUCAAAAACCCUCUUGGACGCCAUAGGGGAAAUCUACGAGAGCCAAUGGACUGGACACGACCUGCUGUACGUUCAGACACAAUCUGUUGAUAUGUUAUGGCAGGAUUUCAGUCACAAACUAGCGGACCAAGUAUUACUUCCAUUAAACACGUAUCAGGGACAGUUUCCAGAAAUGAGGAAAAAAAUCGACAAAAGGGGUCGUAAACUAGUCGACUACGACAGUCAGCGACACAGCUUCCAAGCCCUACAGACCAACAUGAAGAAGAGGGACGAAGUGAAGAUCGCGAAGGGCCGGGAACAAUUAGAAGAAGCAAAGCGAACAUACGAGAUGUUAAAUUCGGAACUACACGACGAACUGCCAGCACUAUACGAUUCCAGGAUUCUCUUCUUAGUCACCAAUCUCCAGUCUCUCUUCAACGCUGAAAACACCUUCCACAUAGAAUCUGCUAAAGUAAUGGGAGAACUCGAAGCCAUCGUAGACAAACUAGCAACAGACAGUCAAAGGGGGUCCUACAGCGUAAAGAAAACUAACGGAGCCAGUCUUCCUCGUCCAACUAGCCUUCCUAAAACUAAAGAUAUUAUCAUCAACAAUACUUCCCCAGUGAACUCGAAUAGAGCCGAAGAACCCGCUGAAUCCCCCACAAAGAAAUCCUCCCCUAAACUAGACUCCACUCCCACCACACCCACUAAACACGAAGAAACGCCAGAACAAGUCACGCCAACUCACGAACAAACCCCUCCACUUCCCGCAACAUCCGCACCCCCACCGAAACCGGAAGUAAACGGUACGACUACGCCGGACGGUAACCGAUCCCCCUCUCCCAAGCCCCAGCCGGCUGCUACCAAUGACAACUCCGCUACUAACAACAACAAUGCAAACAAUAAAAAAGUCGAAGAGCUUUAUGAUAUACCUGUAGGUGCCAGCACCGACAAUCUGCCACCUGGAGUACUAUACAGAGUGAAGGCGACGUACAAAUACAACCGAGAGGACGUGGAUGAGCUUUCUUUCGAAGUAGGGGAAGUAAUAUCCGUCAUUGAAUAUGAUGAUCCUGAAGAACAGGAAGAGGGAUGGCUGAUGGGCGUAAAAGAUAACGGCGAGAAGGGUAUGUUCCCUGCUAACUUCACGAGACCACUCUAA
Messenger RNA from Diabrotica balteata, 1445 nucleotides. The record is from the annotation of a GenBank genome assembly. Lineage: Eukaryota; Metazoa; Arthropoda; Insecta; Coleoptera; Chrysomelidae.